CUGAAUAAUUUCCCUUACGCAGAAACAGCGUAGGCAAAACCCACGCCUCAUCUGCCCUUUUCUGAGUAGGGCUUGUGCGACUCGUUCGUUUGCAGUCAGUCUCAGUCCCCUCCUGGAAAGAAAAAAUGGAAGCUUUCCGUCAAGCCGUCGUCAACACCCUCGAGCGCCGCCUCUUCUACAUACCUUCUUUCAAGAUCUACCGCGGCGUCGCCGGCCUCUACGACUACGGCCCUCCUGGCUGCGCCGUCAAGUCCAACGUCCUCGCCUUCUGGCGUCAGCAUUUCGUUCUUGAAGAGAACAUGUUGGAAGUUGAUUGCCCAUGUGUGACACCAGAAGUUGUGCUUAAGGCAUCAGGUCAUGUUGAUAAGUUUACUGACCUCAUGGUUAAGGACGAAAAGACUGGUACAUGUUACCGUGCGGAUCACUUACUCAAAGAUUUUUGCAAGGAGAAGCUAGAGAAAGAUCCUAAGAUCACAGAAGAGAAGGCAGCAGAGUUUAAGCAUGUUAUUGCAGUGUUGGACGAAUUUUCUGCGGAAGAAUUGGGUUCAAAGAUCAAGGAAUAUGGUAUUACUGCGCCUGAUACCAAGAACCCUCUGUCUGCUCCCUAUCCAUUCAACUUAAUGUUCCAGACCUCAAUAGGUCCAUCUGGUGUAAGCCCAGGGUACAUGCGUCCAGAGACAGCGCAAGGCAUUUUUGUGAACUUCAAGGAUUUAUACUACUAUAAUGGCAACAAGCUUCCUUUUGCUGCUGCUCAGAUCGGUCAAGCUUUUAGGAACGAGAUAUCUCCUCGUCAAGGUCUAUUGCGAGUCCGUGAGUUUACUUUGGCUGAGAUAGAACACUUUGUGGAUCCUGAAGACAAGUCACACCCAAAAUUUUCUGAAGUUGCAACCCUUGAAUUUCUAAUGUUCCCAAGGCAAGACCAGGUGUCUGGACAAUCAGCAAGAAUAAUACGCCUUGGUGAAGCUGUUUCUGGGGGCAUUGUGAACAAUGAAACACUGGGCUACUUUAUUGGGAGAGUGUAUCUAUUCUUGACAUAUCUCGGAAUAGAUAAGGAGCGCCUACGGUUCCGACAACAUCUUGCAAAUGAGAUGGCACACUACGCUGCUGAUUGUUGGGAUGCUGAGAUUGAAUGUUCUUAUGGCUGGAUUGAAUGUGUUGGUAUUGCGGAUAGAUCUGCAUAUGAUUUACGCGCACACACGGAUAAAAGUGGUGUGCCCCUAGUGGCAGCUGAGAAAUUUGCAGAACCUAUAGAAGUGGAGAAACUUGUUAUAACUCCAGUUAAGAAGGAGCUGGGCCUUGCAUUCAAGGGUAACCAGAAGAUGGUGGUUGAAGCAUUGGAGGCAAUGGGGGAAAAAGAAGCUAUGGAAAUGAAAGCCACUUUGGAGUCCAAGGGGGAGGUAGAGUUCCAAGUUUGCACACUAGGGAAAGAUGUCACUAUAAAGAAGAACAUGGUGACAAUCUCUAAGGAGAAAAAGAAGGAACAUCAGAGGGUUUUCACGCCCUCAGUAAUUGAACCCUCUUUCGGUAUCGGGAGGAUAAUUUACUGUCUCUAUGAGCAUUCCUUCUAUACACGGCCUAGUAAAGGCGGGGAUGAACAGUUGAAUGUGUUCCGUUUUCCUCCACUUGUGGCCCCUAUCAAAUGCACUGUAUUCCCAUUGGUUCAGAAUCAGCAAUAUGAGGAAGUUGCCAAACGCAUAGCCAAAUCAUUAACUGCUGCUGGGAUCUCAUAUAAGAUUGACAUAACAGGUACGUCAAUAGGGAAGCGAUACGCGAGAACAGAUGAACUUGGGGUUCCCCUUGCCAUUACAGUGGAUUCGACAACUUCGGUCACUCUGCGAGAGAGGGACAGCAAGCAACAGAUUCGAGUUAGUAUAGAGGAGGUGGCAUCUGUGGUGAAGGAGGUGACCGACGGGUUGAACACAUGGAAUGACGUGCUGUGGAAGUACCCAACUCAUUCAUCUGCUGCAUCUGAGGAUUGAACCUCUGGAGUUUAUUUAUAGUCUAAUGGUAUUUGUUUUUUUGUCGGUAGAUUUUGCCAUAUUGGUAUACACAAGAGUUAUAUUGGCUGGCCCAUGUGAAUGGGGAAUUUUUGUGACUUUUUACUUCGAACUUGGGUGAUAGAUUUAUGCAUUCCACUUUUUUACGAUGCACUCUAAAA
Messenger RNA from Rhododendron vialii, 2158 nucleotides. RefSeq names its product glycine--tRNA ligase, mitochondrial 1-like. NCBI's taxonomy places the organism in Eukaryota, Viridiplantae, Streptophyta, Magnoliopsida, Ericales, Ericaceae. Gene Ontology annotation, cellular component: mitochondrion; cytoplasm. Gene Ontology annotation, molecular function: glycine-tRNA ligase activity; ATP binding. Bases 126 to 1979 code for a protein of 617 amino acids. The record is from RefSeq and is a predicted model, not a curated record. Gene Ontology annotation, biological process: mitochondrial glycyl-tRNA aminoacylation. The transcript has 9 exons.